GUUUAUUACAUGUAGUAUGCUUUUAGUAAUUACUAAUGCACAAAUAAUACCACACAUAUAACUUUACUUUUAAAGGAUGAGGCCAUAUCAGAAAGAAAAUACAGACAUCAUAUGCAUACGAUAAUCGGAGACAAUAGAAGGUAAUAUUAUACUUAAUUAUUAGAAUAUAAUAUUAUACUCAAAUUGAAUGCGAAAAAUACAAAUAUUUGAUUUAGUUUCCAUGUCAAUAUAGGAAUUUAGCUAUUAGUACUUAGUUUUGAUCAUGUUUUUGUAAGAAAUUGUACUAGUUAGGAAGGAAUUUAAUCAUAUUAAAGAUUAGACAAAUGAUAAAAAAGAUAUUAAUAUUUGAUUUAUCAAUUAUCACCCAUUUUAAUAUAGAAAUUUAAUAAAUAAUAAUGCAGUUUAAUCAUAAUAAUAUGUGACUAUAUUAGAUAGAAGUAUUUGAUUUUAUACUGUCAUUGCAUGCAAUGUAUAUGGAAGACAAUAUUAUCAAAUAUCACCUGUGUGACAAUAUUAUCAUGCAUACUAUAUAUACAGAAGAGAAUAAGGUCAGGAGAAACAUAAACUUUUCUUGAGCAAAAACUAUUAAGCUCAUGGCUCUUUCAAUCUUUACGUUUUUGUUUAUUUUACUUCAACUUUUCAACAUUUUGUUGACAUGCAAUGCACUACCAAAAUUCUCUGCAAUUCUAAUCUUUGGUGAUUCUUUGUUGGACACAGGAAAUAAUAAUUUUAUCCCUUCUUUUGCGCAAGCAAACCAUCCACCUUAUGGUGUAUCAUUUCCUGGUGGCGUUGCCACGGGUAGAUUUUCUGAUGGCAAACUCAUGUCGGAUUUUCUGGCUGAAGCUCUAGGUAUCAAGCAGUUGGUUCCUCCUUUCAUGGACCCGAAAUUGCCUCCAUCAGAGCUCCCUACAGGUGUCUGUUUCGCAUCAGCAGGAGCAGGCUAUGAUGACAAGACGAGUGCAACACAGGUUAUUCCAGUGACAGAACAGUACCAAAAACAUUUCAAGGAUUAUAAACAGAAGCUUAUUGCAACCGUAGGAGACAAAAAAGCUGCAGAUAUUCUUCAGAAUUCUUUCAUGUUCUCUACUUCAGGAAGUAAUGAUAUGGCCCUCAACUUCUAUGCAAACCCACUGCAAGCUGGAUCAAUUGAUCAAUACCAAAACUUUUUGAUAGGUAACAUUGCAAAGUUUAUAAAGUCAUUAUAUGCUGAUGGAUGCCGGAACAUGGCUAUAGCCGGGCUUCCUCCCAUUUGCGGGCCUCUUUCCGCUGGGGGAAUACUGGGAUGUGUUUUUGACAAUAAUUCAGAUGCUAAUGUGUAUAACAGGAAGCUCCAAGCAAUGUUAACUCAGUUGCAAUCCUCACUUCCUGGGAGCAAACUCGUUUAUGCUGAUAUUUUCACACCCUUGGUACAAAUAUCCUCCGAUCCAUUAAGCCAUGGUAUAUUAUUCCCCAUAAAUUGCUGCGGAGAAGGAUUUCCAACAAUGGCAGCAACAUGCAAUGAAUUUGUGCUAACUUGUCCGAACCCAGGAAGCUACAUGCUGUGGGAUUCAGUACAUCCUACCCAAGCUGUGUAUCGAGUCAUGACUGAUUUUCUUAUUAAAAAUGUUCUUUCUCAAUUUUAAUGAGCCACCAUGAUUCAUAAUAAGUUGCAGUGUACUAGUAGUCUAGCAACCUCAUUUCACGUAUUCAAUGAGUCGUAAGUCUGUAAUUAUAAUUUAAAUCGUGGAAUUAAGUUAUUUAUGAAAGCACUUCAUUGUCACUGUAAUUAUAAUUUAAAUUGUGGAAUUAAGUUAGUUAUGAGAGCACUUCAUUGUCACUGUUACUCUGGCCAAUGUAUGUUCUUUGUUGUUACUUCUGAAAAGCAUAAAAAAAACAUUUGAUUGCAUUUUUGUUUUAUAAUGACAUUCGUACGAGACAUAAAUACGAAUGAAAUUUGCCAUUCAGACUCUGUUCUACAAUAUUGUUUACUAAGA
This is a messenger RNA of Daucus carota subsp. sativus, 1973 nucleotides long. RefSeq names its product GDSL esterase/lipase At1g06990. Gene Ontology annotation, molecular function: lipase activity. Lineage: Eukaryota; Viridiplantae; Streptophyta; Magnoliopsida; Apiales; Apiaceae. The record is from RefSeq and is a predicted model, not a curated record. The transcript is spliced from 3 exons. Gene Ontology annotation, biological process: lipid metabolic process. The coding region runs from base 594 to 1622 and encodes 342 amino acids.